Ceraceosorus guamensis is the source of this 4137-nucleotide messenger RNA. RefSeq names its product P-loop containing nucleoside triphosphate hydrolase protein. The annotation marks the transcript as partial. Gene Ontology annotation, biological process: double-strand break repair via homologous recombination. Gene Ontology annotation, cellular component: nucleus; cytoplasm; chromosome. NCBI's taxonomy places the organism in Eukaryota, Fungi, Basidiomycota, Exobasidiomycetes, Ceraceosorales, Ceraceosoraceae. The transcript is spliced from 3 exons. The record is from RefSeq and is a predicted model, not a curated record. Gene Ontology annotation, molecular function: nucleic acid binding; four-way junction helicase activity; 3'-5' DNA helicase activity.
CAAUACCUAUAUCUCCCUCAGUGGCAGGUCAUUGCUUGCCUGCACUGCGCAAGCUGCGUGCGCCCAGGUAAGGAAGCCAUUACUCGACACCUGUACAAGCACAGCGUGUGUAAGCCAGAACUGACAGUGCUUGUCAACCUGCUGGAUGAUUACGAGGUGCUUGGCCCUCAAGCGCCACGCACAGAGUGGCCCACAGCUGUCAUCAAAGAGCUUGCUGUCCAUGACGGCUACCAGUGUACCUUUGGAUGCACAGAUGCCUUUAGGACACUUGACAAGGUCAAGCUGCACAUUGCUCAUGCGCACUCAUCAGAGUCAGCCAGAUCUGCUGAUGCGCCGCUUUGGAGACGGUGCACGGUGCAGACUUUUUACUCUGACAAACAAGCAGUGCGCUACUUUGCUGUAGCGCUGCCUCCCACGCCUGGUCCCACUCAGUCGCAACAUGUGCCUCUGGCUGAGGAGGCCUUCUUUGAUGCGCUCCAAGCAGACAAGCAGGAGGCUGAGCGUGAUGCGCAAGAGCACGCCCAGCGCAUUCAUGGCUUUGGUGCACACCACUCUGGUGCGGUGCCAUGGCUACAAAACACUGGCAUUGAGAAGCAUGUGUGUGGUCUCCACAAGCAGGAGAUCCAAGCUUCCUUUGCGCUUCCAACCAGCAAGACUGAAGCGCAGCUGGAGCGCAUCCUAGUUGCCCUGGAGUGGGUGCUGCGUGACACGCACACUCAGUGCAUCAGCGAGUGGUCCUCCAAACUGACUUGGCAGCGCAAGCUAGCGCUCAGUCACUUCCGCACGGUGGAAGUUGCUGGCACUGUCCACCGUGCUUGGGAUCCAAUCAAGAUGCCAGACACGCUCACAGACUACAUCAGACACUGGAAGCAGCUCAUUGCGUACUACUUCCGCAUUGUGCAUGAGGGAAAGGUGCACUUCAGCGCUGGCAGUGGAGAGCACACGACACCAGAUGAGCUGGUUCAGGCCACAGAUGAGCAGCGCUUUGCAUGGGAUCUGGUCUUGGAAGAGAGCAAGAACACUCCUAUUGCAUCCUUUCUCUCGGACGCAGUGCACUCUUUCUGCAUGACGCUCAUCCAGCAUCACACUGGUACGCGCCCCUUUGCCUCUCCACUACUCAGCUUUGUGGCCAUGCACGCCAUUGAGGUCAAGACAGGGGCGUGGAAGUCAGCAGGCGUGUUCAGCAGCUUUCUCUCUGGAUUGAUUUGGGUGGCGCAGCUCAUGAUCUUCCGAGAAGCAAUCUCUGGUGAUGCAGAAGACGAGAAGGUCCUGGACACCAUCAACGCCAACGUCAGUGCAUACAUGCAGCCAGACAAGGAGACAGUCUUUGGUGAGGUGCUUCACUGGCGCUCACUGUGCUUCGAGGUAGCACGGCAUGAGAUUGGCCCACAGCAAGCCUACUGGGAUGAAGACAAGCAGGGGCUCACGUACAAGAGCAUCCACCUCAAGCUCACGGAUGUUGGGCUCAUCUUUAAGCAUCAGAUGGGUCGAGCAAGACAGCUGCUUUCUGCUGAUUUGCUGUUUGGCAGCAAUGGUCCUGCGCAGGUGCAGGCCUCUAUGCUGAAGGACAGCCUAGACCGGCGUGAUGUUGGCUGGUUCUUUGCCAAGCAUGAGGAGAAUGCAACACUUCUUGGUGGCGCACAUCUGACGUUGGUCCAGGCCAUCAAGCGCACACCUGCACUGCAGGCAGUGUAUCUGGACAAGUCUGCUGCGCUGUACAAGUGGAGCGCAAAUGCCGUGCAGCUUUAUCAAGAGCAUGCACACCGCUUCCUCAGCUCACUGGCGGUGCUCAUCCACAUGACUUCUGGUCAGCCGCUGCGUGAACCAGAGCUGUUCUCUAUUCAGUGGCGCAACACACAGCAGAAGCGCAACAUUGGCAUCAAGGAUGGACGUGUGAUGAUCCAUACGUGGUACCACAAGGGCCAGCAGCAGACGGGCAUGCACAAGCACAAUGUGCGCUUCUUGCACGCAGAGGUUGGCAAUCUACUCGUCAACUACUUGGUCUACGUGGCGCCCUUCCUGGAGACUCUGUUGCGCACCAGUCAGCCCAAGGCGCUUGUGUCCGAGUAUCUCUGGGUCAAGCAGAAUGUCAUCUGGAAGGAGAACAGUCUAUCUCAGGCCAUGGUGGCAGCGUGCGUCAGUGCUGGUGCGCCAACUCUGCGCAUUGCCAGCUGGAGGCAGAUCACCGUGAGCAUGGUCAAGGUCUUGAUCUCAGAUGUCGACCGCCGCUACUUUGAUAUUUCAGAGCAUGACCAAGAGGAUGAGGAGCUCGAUGAAGAGGCGCGUGCAAUGCACUGGCAGGCUAAUCACUCGUCACGCACCGCCAACCGCCAGUAUGCCAACAUGCAUGGUGCUGGUCUUGGUCGCACGUAUGAUGGGCUCAUCCAGCGUGGUCUGCAGGCGUCUGUUGCCUGGCACGUGCUCUGGAAGCUGGAUCAAGUGCUUGCUCAGCCAGGUUCAAAGCGCAGCGCAGAUGAUGCUGACUUGGAAGAAUCAGGUGCGCAGCGCCAAGCACUGGAGGCAGUUUGCUCGACACAAGAGCAGAUCAUUGCAGUCUUGCCAACAGGCGCUGGAAAGAGCCUGCUCUUCAUGCUUCCAUCUACCUUUCCAGGCGCUGGCAUCACCGUGGUGGUGCUGCCCUUUGUUGCGCUCAGGAUCAACAUGCUGCAGCGCGUGCAGGAGCUGGGUCUCAAGUAUGCAGUGUGGAGCGCAGCAACCCCAGAGGUUGAGGCGCCACUGGUCUUUGUCAUGGCAGAAGCAGCAGCCACUGAUGCCUUCCGCAUGUACCUGGCCAUGCUGGACGCUCAGAAGAGGCUGGACAGGAUUGUCUUGGAUGAAGCGCAUCUCACCGUCACUGCCAGCAGCUACCGUACCAAGAUGCAGGAGCUGUCUCUGCUGCGCUCCUACAAGACGCAGUUUGUCUACCUCACUGCCACGCUGCCGCCGUCCAUGCAAAAGAUGUUUGAAGAGCGGCAUCACCUCAGCAAGCCCAAAGUCAUACGCGCACCAAGCAACCGUCCAAAUGUUGCCUAUGCAGUCACUCAGCUCAAGGCUGGUGCGCACUUGGUUACAGAGGUAGCUGCGCGGGCCAAGCAUGCAUGGAACACAGAGUCCAGCUUUGACGGCAACAAGGACAAGAUCAUCAUCUUUGUGCGGGAUCUCAGCACAGCAGAGGAGUUGUCGCAGAGACUUGGCUGUCCUCAGUACACGGCGGGCGCAGCAAACAGGGCAGAGGACAAGGCAUCAAUCUUGCACAACUGGCUCAGCUCUGCAGCGCAACCGUUCAUGGUCGCCACCUCUGCCCUUGGCACUGGCUUUGACUACGCUCAUGUGCGCAUAGUCAUUCAUGCAGGAGAGCCGUACUCUCUCAUUGACUUUGCGCAAGAGUCAGGGCGCGCUGGGCGGGAUCUCAAGCCAGCGUACUCUCUGGUCAUUCUGCCCUCUGAAUGGCGCGCGUGGUCCAAUCUUUCCAGCGUCAGCAAAGACAAGCAGGUGCUUUACCGCUACCUGGAAGGCAAGGAGUGCCACCGCAGUGCGCUCUCAUCCUACAUGGAUGAAGUGGCCCUCUCCUGUCAAACUGGGACAGAUGCGCCGUGUGACGUAUGCCUGGGCAGCUUGACACAGCAUCAUGCCUCAACAAGCUCCUCUUCUGCCGCGCCAAGCACCAUGAGCCACACAGGUGCUGCCAACAUAGCCGCAAGCAGAAAGAAGAUGCAUCAAGAUCUGGAGCGGUACGAGGACAACUUGCUUGCGGUGGCUGGGAGCUGCGUCAUGUGCCGUGCAACUGGCAAUGACUCCAAUCAUCAGACGCACCAGUGCCCCAUCUACUUUGAGGACUUUAAGGCUGCUAGAGAUCAGAUUGCACCGUAUCACGCCUGCUUCUGGUGCUACAAUCCGCAGGCAAUCUGCAAGCGCGCGUGUGGUCAGGAAGCAGCUGCAUGCCGCUUCAAAGAUGUGGUGCUGCCUAUCUGCUUUGCAGUCUUUGCUAGUGGACGUCGAGGCAAGUGGUUGAAAGAGAAGACUAAGCGCAGCUUCAAAUCUGCUGCAGAGUUUCUUGUCUGGUGCGGCACCUCUUGCCGCUUUGGCGGAGACAAGGCAAUUGAAGGGGUCCAGCUGGCCGCUGCAGCUCUGGAAGAA